AUGGCAAUUUCACCUUUACCACCCCAGUCUCCAUCAACCGCGACGGCAGCUUCCGACACCGCAGUUAAGUUGAGAGCUGCUCAGAGCUCAGCCAAUUCCCAGGGCAAUACAUCUUCGCCUGCUAUCACGCACAGUACAGACCGUGAACUAACUGAACAAUUAAAUGACGAUGUGCGGCAUAAAUAUAUCAAAGGUGAGAUAUAUCGCCCUUCUUCAUUCAUGCUAAUGAUUCCCCUCAAAUGUCUUAUGGCACUACUGAACAAGUCGACAGACAAGAAGCUAGGGGAAGGAACCUAUGCUGUCGUAUACCUUGGUCAUAUCCGCGUCGAUCCUUCGUCCUUCGUGGCAAUCAAGAAGAUCAAAGUUAAUGCCGAAUACAAAGAUGGGCUUUCCAUGGAUGCAAUCCGGGAAGUAAAAUAUUUACAAGAACUGUCGCAUUCAAAUAUCAUAGCGCUCCAUGAUGUCUUCUCCUCCAAGGACCAAAAUCUCAACCUGGUUCUAGAGUAUUUGCCACGUGGUGACCUUGAGAUGCUCAUUAAAGACGGAAAUAUUCACUACGGCGCAGCUGAUGUUAAGGCGUGGAUGGGAAUGCUUGCUAGAGGUGUCUGGUUCUGCCACGAAAAUUUUAUUCUCCAUCGAGAUAUUAAACCUAACAAUCUCCUCAUUGCUGCCGAUGGGGAGGUGAAGCUAGCAGAUUUCGGCUUAGCUAGAUCAUUCGCUGACCCUUACUUGAAUAUGACACACCAAGUUAUUACACGCUGGUAUCGGCCGCCUGAAUUGCUUUAUGGAGCACGACAAUACUCGGGCGCUGUAGACGUCUGGUCCAUGGGAAUGGUUUUUGCGGAGCUCCUCUUGCGAGUACCGUUCGUCGCGGGGAGUUCUGAUCUCGACCAGAUAUCCAAAAUUUGCGAAGCAUUUGGCACGCCCACUGAAGACAACUGGCCAGGAGUCACUAGGCUGCCCAAUUAUAUACCCGCAGAUAAAAACCACAUUGUUUCUAUACAGGGUCGUGAAUUCUUCUUCAGACAGUUCCCAACUGCCGGUCCUGUCGGCGCAGAUUUGCUCAUGUCAAUGUGUACAUUGGAUCCAAGAAAACGGAGUACGGCACGUCAAGUUUUGCAACACAACUGGUGGUUCACUGAGCCCAGACCGACAAAUAAGGAAGAUCUCCCCAAAAAACGGGCGGAAUCCAGAAAAUGGGCAACGAUUUGA
Messenger RNA from Aspergillus nomiae NRRL 13137, 1212 nucleotides. It is a transcript of the gene kin28, whose product is annotated as TFIIH complex serine/threonine-protein kinase subunit KIN28. Bases 1 to 1212 code for a protein of 403 amino acids. The record is from RefSeq and is a predicted model, not a curated record. Gene Ontology annotation, biological process: protein phosphorylation; positive regulation of transcription by RNA polymerase II. Gene Ontology annotation, molecular function: cyclin-dependent protein serine/threonine kinase activity; ATP binding; RNA polymerase II CTD heptapeptide repeat kinase activity. The transcript has a single exon. Gene Ontology annotation, cellular component: transcription factor TFIIH holo complex; transcription factor TFIIK complex; nucleus. NCBI's taxonomy places the organism in Eukaryota, Fungi, Ascomycota, Eurotiomycetes, Eurotiales, Aspergillaceae.